This is a messenger RNA of Condylostylus longicornis, 1727 nucleotides long. RefSeq names its product lipoamide acyltransferase component of branched-chain alpha-keto acid dehydrogenase complex, mitochondrial (gene Dbct). Lineage: Eukaryota; Metazoa; Arthropoda; Insecta; Diptera; Dolichopodidae. Gene Ontology annotation, cellular component: cytoplasm; mitochondrion. The record is from RefSeq and is a predicted model, not a curated record. Gene Ontology annotation, molecular function: acetyltransferase activity; lipoic acid binding. The transcript has 6 exons. Bases 118 to 1506 code for a protein of 462 amino acids.
AAAAUUAAUAUUGUUUUUACCUCGUGUUUUAUUGUUUUUAAAACACUAAUAUAAAUUGCAUUUAUAUAUACAACAUAAAUUUUGUGUUAUAAUUAAAUUUUAUUUUUUAUUUUUAUUAUGGCAUUCAAUUUAACUCGUGGUAGCACUCAUAUUUUAAAAAAAUGUUUCCAAACAAAGUUCUUUAAUUAUAAAAAUGUGGCACAUUUAGACAAAAGGAAUUUACAUUUAAGUCCCAUUUUACAAAGGAUAAUCUCAUUUAAUUUAAGUGACAUUGGUGAAGGAAUACGUGAAGUAACUGUCAAAGAAUGGUUUGUUAAGGUUGGUGAUACCGUAGAACAAUUUCAAAAUAUAUGUGAAGUGCAAUCUGAUAAAGCUUCAGUUACUAUAACUUCAAGAUAUGAUGGAAAGAUUGUCAAACUUUAUCAUAAAGUAGAUGAAAUUGCUUUAGUAGGACGACCACUUGUUGAUUUUGAUAUUGAUGAUGAGGAUCACGAAGGCUCAGAGUCUAGUGAAGAAUCAAGUACAAGCGGUAGUGAAUCUGAUAAAGAAAAAGGCAGCUUAAGUGAUACCGACCACCACCACCAUCAUCAUCGUCAUAAAAUCUUAGCAACGCCCGCUGUACGUCGUAUUGCCAUGGAAAACAAUGUUGAUUUAAACAAAGUUCCUGCUACAGGAAAGUUAGGAAGGGUAUUAAAAGGAGAUAUAAUGGAAUAUUUGGGAAUGGUACCUCAGGGAACAAACAAGCCUCAUCCAACUUUGCUUCAAAAACAGCAAGUUGUUGGAACCCGUGUGCCGGCACCUGAUCGUAUUGAAGCUUUAAAAGGUGUUCGGAAGGUUAUGUUAAAAACAAUGUCAGAAUCAUUGAAAAUCCCACAUUUCGCGUAUUGUGACGAGAUCAAUAUGAAUAAACUAAUUGAUUUUCGGGACCAAUUACAAGAGCUUGCCCAAGAGCGCGGUGUUCCUAAGCUAACAUUUAUGCCGUUUUUUGUUAAAGCUGCAUCAGUCGGAUUAACAAAGUUUCCAAUUCUCAACAGCGUUCUGGACGUUGAAAAUGAAAAAGUUAUGCUUAAAGGUCCUCAUAAUAUAAGUGUCGCCAUUGCUACCCCGCAAGGUCUAGUUGUCCCCAACGUGAAAAACUGCCAAAGUAAAACAAUUUUAGAAAUAGCAAAAGAUUUUAAUGAUCUUGUAGAAAGGGGUCGAACAGGACAUUUACAUCCUCCUGAUUUUGCUGACGGAACAUUUACUUUAUCGAACAUUGGAAAUGUUGGAGGUACUUAUACCCAUCCAUGCAUUAUGCCACCUCAAGUUGCAAUCGGAGCGAUGGGGAAAACUCAGGUUCUCCCACGGUUUGGAGCUAAUGAUGAAAUAGUUAAAGUAAAUAUAAUGAACAUUAGCUGGUGUGCUGAUCAUCGUGUAAUCGAUGGUGUUACUAUGGCUAAUUUCUCUAAUACUUGGAAGAAAUAUUUAGAAAACCCAGCUCUAUUUCUAUUAACAGAUGAGCAAUAACUUCUUUAUUAUGUUUAUUUUUCAAAUUACAGGAAUUUUUAACAAAUUAAUUAUUUUUAUGUGAAAAACAUAAAAUGAAUCAAAUUCAUAGAUAUAAGGCUGUUAUAAUGCAUUUAUAAUGUUAAGAUGAUUUUAUAUUGCAAAUGUAAAUGAAUUCAAAUACAUAAUAUGUUCAUACAUGCAUAUUAAGUAUUUAGCUGAAAUUGUAAAAAAAAACAAAU